Molecule: messenger RNA, 4149 nt
Organism: Colius striatus (speckled mousebird)
Lineage: Eukaryota; Metazoa; Chordata; Aves; Coliiformes; Coliidae
Gene: SLC46A3
Product: solute carrier family 46 member 3
Exons: 6
Coding region: 170-1564 (464 amino acids)
Biological process (GO): vacuolar transmembrane transport
Cellular component (GO): lysosomal membrane
Molecular function (GO): transmembrane transporter activity
Source: RefSeq, a predicted model, not a curated record
CCCGCCCGCAGGCAGCCCGGCCGGAGUGACACCGCGACGAGAUGGCGGCGCUCGGCUUCGUCCUCUCGGCGGCCUCGGCCGGCGGAACGGCGGCUGGGGGACGGGGGACGCUCCCCCGCUGAGGGACGCAGCUGUCCGCCUCGUCCCGCCUCCUGGUGUCACACACGCAAUGAGGAAGGUUUUGUGCGUGGAGCCCGUCAUUUUCAUCUACAUCUUCGCGUGUUCGCUGACCAGCCCGCUGGUGCAGCAGUUCAUCUACCGGCGGCUGUGGGAGGAAGAGUAUAACUCCACUUUCAUAAGCGGCAGCAAUGCCAGUCACUGUGAACAAAACAAAAGUAGCCCGACUUAUAUCAAGCAAAAGGAAGUUCAAGAAAAAACCUCUGUUUUUAAUACCCAGUUGGACGUAACGGGGGCAGUUCCCAGCCUUAUAGUUGCCUUUGUCGUUGUAGCUAAUGGGGACCACCAGGGACGCAAGUGGUCUUUGAUUUUACCAUCAGUGGGAGCUUUGAUUGCUGGGAGUAGCUUCACUGUAAUAUCCUAUUUUUCCUUGUCACUCUCCAUCCUCUUUGCAGUGGCAUUUGUUACCGGACUGUUUGGGAGUAUGGCAACUUUCCUUGGAGGAGGCUUUGCUUUCAUAGCAGACGUGUGUCACAAUGAGAAGCAGAAGACAACGCGAAUAGCUGUAGUGGAUUUGAUUUUUGGAGUUGUAUCUGGAUUGGCAGGACUGUCAUCUGGCUACUUCCUAAGAGAAAUAGGCUUUACGUGGUCAUUUGUGACAGCAUCUCUGCUUCAUGCCAUUAACAUUAUCUAUAUUGUCUUUUUUCUGGAAGAUACUGUAAGCUUAUCUGAAUUCCAGCACCGGGCACCGGCAUCUUUUAAAGAGCUUCUGAGAGAGACACUAUCUGGAGUGUAUAUGCUUUUUAAAACCGCCCCUUACAAAAAGACAAUUCUAAUAAUUGUGUUACUUUUUACAUUCAUGACUUACUUGUUUGCUAUGUUUGGUGGGAGUUCCCUUUUUACCCUGUAUGAACUGGAUGAGCCACUCUGCUGGAAUGAAGUAUACAUUGGCUAUGGAGCAGCUGCCUUCACUUCCAUCUCCUUGACCAGCUUUUUAGGAGUUUACUUGUUGUCUAAAUGUCUCAAAGACAUUUACAUUGUCUUUAUUGGAAUAUUUUCAUGCAUUGGAGGAAUGGUCAUGGCUGCCUUUGCCAAAACUACUCUGCUCAUGUUUUUAGUAAGGGUACCAUCUUUGCUCUGCAUCAUGCCUGUUCCUGUUCUCCGAUCAAUGCUGUCAAAAGUGGUUCUCACCAGUGAACAGGGUGCUGUGUUUGCUUGUAUUGCCUGUUUAGAAGUUGUGACCGGCACUCUUUCACUUUCAGUUUUUAAUAUGCUCUAUGCAGCUACUGUUGCGUGGUUUUCAGGCUUUAGCUUCCUCUUUUCAGCAGGCUUUUGUCUAAUUCCACUGGCUGCCCUGUGCUGGCUUCUGUGCACCAGCUGGAACGGGGAGGACUUGGCUCUGCUUGUACCUGAAGAAGUAUCCAGCAUAGAGAGCAUGGACAGUUGAACAAAGGAUUCUACGUGGGUUUUCUAAUGUGACAGGCAGUGGCAGAACCCAUUACAUCAUACAGAGCCCAUAGUGAUCAUACUGCAGCAGCAGAUGCAAUCUCACAGUGGCCCUGCAGCAAUAAGCACUAAAUUGGUAGCACUCUUUAUCCAGUCUCCUUUUAGCACUUAAAUAAAGCUGGCUCUUACACUUAACUAUGCAAGUAGACUAGCAAUGGAGAUUUUAAUGCCACUUUCAGCAUGAAUUAAGAAAUAAGGUAGUGUGAUACUGCCUGCUUACCCUUUCUCAAGUUUGAGAGGGUCAGCUGGGGAUUAUGGUACAUCUUGGAUCAUUCUGAGUGGGCCGAGAGAUAGGCUUAUCAACUCAGAGUGUGCUGGCAAUUCUGCUGAAGCCAGUGGAGCUCAUGCCACAGAGGAUGAAGUCCACUGUGGUGUAUCUUAAAAGGCCUGUCUUAAUGGUAAGCCCCCAAACCUGUCUAAAAUGACUAAAAGGUACUGUUUUUGAGAAGACAACCAAACUGGAGGCAGUACUUGCACCCACUAUAAGGAGAUCUUCUGCUCUGCAGAUAGAGGGUGUGUUCGUGCAAUUUUCACAUGUGGACCUUGCCUGUGACUUAGUUCCUAAAAUGGAUCUUCACACAGAACCACUGUACACAGAAAAUUUCCAGCUUGCAGAGUGGGAGGUUAGGCCCAUGCCUACAUUUUGUAGAAGCCAUAUUAACACAUCUAUUUUCAUACUGCAUCCAGAUACCUCUGUUUUUUGUCCCAUAGAGAUGUCUUGGUUUUUAUUUAAAUUGGUUGUUCCUAGCUUACACAUUUAUUCUAGUGAAAGGCUGUAAUAGCAUUUCUUCUCAGUGGACCUUUGGUUAUUUUUUCGACAACCCUGAAAUGGAGUGGCCAAAUCCGAAUCAUUCAUCUGAUCGUCUUGAGCACUGUCUCAUCUUCAAAGCACUUUAUGAAUGCUAUCAAGAACCUCCUUCCAUAACAGAUACCAUCCUCCUUGUUGCAGAGAGAGAGAGAAAGAGGACAUGUGACUAUCCCAGGGCCACAGUGCAAACUGGUCAGACUGCCAAAUCUAGGAAUCAGUUUCUGCAUUGACUCUUCAGCUUUUUGCUUGAGAUCUUCAAAGCAGAAACGGUUCUGAGCAUUAGUUUCACAGUGGAAGUGUAAGUAUAAAACCCAUUCAAGAGACACAUAGAUGAGGUGCUGAGGUACAUGGUUUAGUUUACUGGUGGUCCUGGCAGCAUGAGAUUAGUGGUUGGACUUGAUGAUCUUAAAGGUCUUUUCCAACAGUAACGAUUCUGUGACCACUCCAAUGCUGUUUUUUUCAGGGAGGGUUUGACAGCCAAUACUACUCUGACCCCUGAAAGUACAGGUUGCUGGUAUAUGACUCUUCCUCCAAAACAGAUCAGGUAGAGAAACCAAAAUAAUGUAAAGUGGUUGACAGAAAACAAAACCUCUAGGAAAACAACCGUGAUGUGAGAACUGACUUCACAAACACAGAGCACAGGAUAAAAAUGAAGACAGACAUCAUGAAGACAGUAGAAUCCAUGAUCUGCUUAUAGACAUUUCUGUCCAUCCAAGGAACAGAGUAGUUCUCAGCAGCACUCCACCAAAAGGUAUUAGUACCACACCACAAUUGUAGGUCCUUUAUGUUCGAAUGACGGCAUUGUUUCUAGGCUACAUAGUGUGAUCAUGGAGAAGUUUGAAAGAGAGGUCAAAUAAGGUACAGGAGAGAGUUUACACUCCAGGAGAGUGGUGCCUACCCAGCACUAGUGAAAACAUGGCCAUUAUCCAGGAUGGGGAGAAUAAAUAUAAUACAGCUCACAGCUAUAGCCAGCUCUCACGCUUCCGUCCUGAACUACCAAGACCAAUUGUUGCCAAUUAAGGAUCAUUAGCUUUUCCUAGCUAGUUUAGACACUAGUCAGUAAAUAAAACUGCUUAACUCUCCUCCCUCAAGGUGCCCAAAUUGCUGCCAACUUGUUGGAGAAUCGAGCUGAGUUACAGUAAUCAUUGGGUCCAAAGCAUAAUGAGUACUUGUAGAGAGAUUGAGAAAACACUGAUGCAGAGGAUUUCUGCACAAAGAUUACAUUGUCUUCCUUGGCUCUUCAUUAUGCGGUUAUGUUAGGCUUUAUGAAUUUAACUAUUUCACACAAAACUGCCUGGAAAAAGUCAAGUGAACGAAGCAGGGUGUGUUCCUUCACUGCCUCCUCCUCAACACCCACCUCUCCCGGCACUUUGGAGGUAUCAACAAAGCAAACCAGUUCCACAGUGGCAUUGUUGGUCCAAAUGAGAACAAGCACAAACAUUUCAGAAGUGCUGUGUCAUGGCUGGAUUUUGCUGUACAAAGUACUUGGUAUUUGCAAAGUAUUUCUGGUAGAUGCAGUGUUUAGAACUGGCCACGAAUUUAGGUGGAAGUACAUGAAGAUAUGAACUGUAUUUCUAAAGUACCCAGCACAGUGCAGGCUGAGGAAACCAGGUACUAAUGAAGAUUAUUAAAAUCUUUCAAGUGUAUAAUAAUUGCCCUACUUGUAUAUAAAUGCAGAUUAUUUUGACAGAAAUUAAUAAAAAGUUUGGUUUUCUAAA